Molecule: messenger RNA, 1422 nt
Organism: Fusarium keratoplasticum
Lineage: Eukaryota; Fungi; Ascomycota; Sordariomycetes; Hypocreales; Nectriaceae
Product: Homogentisate 1,2-dioxygenase
Exons: 5
Coding region: 1-1422 (473 amino acids)
Biological process (GO): L-phenylalanine catabolic process
Cellular component (GO): cytoplasm
Molecular function (GO): homogentisate 1,2-dioxygenase activity
Source: RefSeq, a predicted model, not a curated record
AUGGCCGAGAAGUACGACUAUCAGAACAUUUUUCACUGGGCUGAGACUCAGAAGGAUGGUUCAAUCCCUUCGUUUGCGACGAGGAAGAAUGAUCCUUAUGAGUACCAGGCUGGAUUCGGCAACCAUUUUGAAUCUGAAGCUAUUCCCGGAACCAUCCCCCAAGGCCAGAACAGCCCUCGUGUGGUGAGAUUCGGCCUCUACGCCGAGCAACUUACAACGUCCUUUGGCGCUGCUCGACAUGCGAACAAGAACUCAUGGCUCUACCGAGCGCGUCCAGCGGUGGCACAUCAGGGAUUUACAGAUCUCCCCCAGGUCGAAGGAACUGAAAGCUGCUUUUUGCCUUUGAAUCCCAAGGUCAAGGUCUCACCAACACAGCUUGCCUGGCUCCCCUUUGACAUUGUCGAUGGUGCUGAUUUCGUGUCUGGAAUUCGCACAAUCGCCGGCUCUGGCGAUCCCACUCUUAGGGAAGGUCUGGCGACACACACCUUCACCGCAACCAAGAGUAUGGAGAACCGUGCUUUUGUCAACUCUGAUGGAGACUUCUUGAUCGUCCCUCAACAAGGUGCAUUGGACAUUCAGACCGAAUUUGGCCCUCUGUAUGUUCAGCCCGGUGAGAUCUGCGUCAUCCAACGCGGACAACGGUUCAAGGUCUCGGUCGAGGGUCCGACCAGGGGCUACAUGCUCGAGAUCUGGGGCUCAAACUUUGAGCUUCCUGAACUCGGACCUCUUGGAUCCAACGGCAUGGCCAACGCUCGAGACUUUCUGCAUCCCAAAGCCAAGUACAACGUGACCCAGAAUGACCCUUGGGAGAUCGUUUACAAGCUCGGCGGACAGUUCUUCAAGAGCACACAGAAUCACUGUCCCUUUGAUGUCAUUGCUUGGCAUGGAAACUACGUGCCGUACAAGUAUGACUUGACAAAGUUCAUCAACGUUGGAUCCAUCUCUGUCGACCAUAUUGAUCCUUCCAUCUUUUGCGUUCUGACAGCCAAGUCACGGGAUCCUCAAGCGCCUCUCCUCGAUUUCCUGAUCUUCAGCCCCCGAUGGGACGUCGCCUCGCAUACCUACAGACCCCCUUACUACCAUCGAAACGCAGCUUCAGAGCUGAUGGGUCUUAUUUAUGGCGAGUAUGCGGGACGUUCUGAUGAGUUCCAACCUGGUGGUGUGUCCCUCGAGACGGGCUUUGUGCCUCACGGUGUGGCCUACGAGGAAUUCAAGGCUGCCUCAGCCCAACCGCCACCAGAGAUGCAGAUCUCCAAGGGCGCCAUCGCCUUCAUGUUUGAGAGCUGCCGGCAGUUUACAAUCACUGAUUGGGCUUGGAACAGCGACAAGAAGCAUGAGCAUGAGCCCAAGAUGUGGGACAACUUGGUCGACAACUUUUCGUCACACAAGGAAGAGAUUGAUCGGAUACUGGGCAGUAAAUAG